This is a messenger RNA of Perkinsus marinus ATCC 50983, 774 nucleotides long. Its product is annotated as 60S ribosomal protein L15, putative. The coding region runs from base 35 to 652 and encodes 205 amino acids. The transcript has a single exon. Gene Ontology annotation, molecular function: RNA binding; structural constituent of ribosome. Gene Ontology annotation, cellular component: cytosolic large ribosomal subunit; ribosome. The record is from RefSeq and is a predicted model, not a curated record. Lineage: Eukaryota; Perkinsozoa; Perkinsida; Perkinsidae. Gene Ontology annotation, biological process: cytoplasmic translation.
CCUUGGACUAAGUCACCCAACUCAAUCUGCUAUAAUGGGAGCCUACAAGUACCUUUCUGAGAUCUGGAACAAGAAGCAAUCUGACGUGAUGCGCUUCUUGAUUCGCGUCAGGAACUGGGAGUUCCGUCAGCUACCUGCUGUCCACCGUGCCUCCAAGGCCACUCGCCCUGACAAGGCCCGUCGUCUCGGCUACAAGGCCAAGCAGGGCGUUGUUAUCUACCGUGUCCGCAUCCGCAGGGGUGACCGUAAGAAGCGCGUCUCCAAGGGUAUCGUCUACGGUAAGCCCGUCCAUCAGGGUGUCAACAAGCAGAAGUCUACCAAGUCUCUUCGCGCUAUUGCCGAGGAGCGUGUUGGUCGCCGCUGUGGUUCUCUCCGUGUCCUCAACUCCUACUGGGUUGGUCAGGACGCCCAGUUCAAGUUCUUCGAGGUCAUCAUGGUCGAUCCCUUCCACAACGCCAUCCGUAACGACCCUCGCAUGAACUGGAUCGCUCACUCUACCAUGAAGCACCGUGAGCUCCGUGGUCUCACCAGUGCUGGUCGUAAGAGCCGUGGUCUCCACAAGCGCGGUUCCCACUUCGGUACCAAGGUUCGCCCCUCGAAGCGCGCCAACUGGAAGAGACGCCAGACUCUCCAGCUCAAGAGGUUCCGAUAAAUGUCUUAGUCGUUGUUGCUGGAUCGAUGACGCAUUGCAGUUAUCGUUCCCGUUCCAGCCGCUAUUACUUCAUUUGGCCCGUUAUUGGUUUCCCUACAGCAGACGAUAUAAGUGUUUGGGAA